AACAGCAAUUUUACAAGUCAAAGGCCAGUUUCGCACACUGUCACUCGUGUUGUUUUCAGAUACUUUUGUUUGUUUGUUUAUUUCUUAGUUGUUCAAAGUGUUUUUCAUGUGUUCAUAUUUCAGCAGUGCUUUCUGGUGCCUUUGGCAUCGUGGUUGAAGAGUGUCCUUUAAUGAGGCAGUAGUCUACUGAGCAUCUGAUCUGUGAGAAUCUUUCCACCAGCUCUAGGGGAGCUGUAUACACAGGAACAUUAAUGCAUGAGGAGAAACCAUUCAAGGAGUUUGUUGUUGAACAACUUCCUUCUCUGGACCUCUCUCUCAGGUCUCGUGAGCUGACGCACAGCCAUGAUGAAAUCGGGCACCACGAAGAUGGGGCUGCCCAAGCCGGGACUCCAGGAGCGGACCAAGCAAGCCUCCUUGGCCCCAUCUUCCUCCGCCACCACCUCCACAGCCAUGAAGACCUCCAGAUCCUCCAACAUGCUGGCCUCAGACCAGCGCAACAGCAGGCUGAAAAGAGCCAGCAGCGAUGAUGCCUUGACAAAGCCUACCCUGGGAGCCGCCGCCUCUGGCUCCCGGAUGAGAAAGACGAUGACCACUGGAGCCAUCUCAGAUCUCACGGAGGCCCGCCCUCGCACCCUGUCUGGUGCACAAGCAGCCAAGAAGUCUGCUAUCCCAGCUCCUAGAGAGAUCCCUUCUUCCAUAACAAGAGACCGCAUCUCUCUGAGGGACCAGCUUAGGAGCUCUACCACUAAGAGGAUGGUUUCUAGUGCUAGCACUUCCAGCCUCUCCACCCUGGCAAAGCAGACACGCGGUUCAACUAAAUCCCGUGGAGAUGCAGAGGGCCAGGAAAGGGGCCUAUUGGAGUGCCAGGUGAAAGAGCUGCUGGCUGAGGCCAAGACCAAAGACUUGGAGAUUAGCAAUCUCCGGAUGGAGUUGCAGUGUUGCAAAAGUAAAGCCUCCACUGCUUCCUCACCCAACUCUGUGUCAUGGGAAGAGCCUGCAGCAGAUCAAGAGCAGGGACAGGUGGCAGAGGCCCUUGUGCUGGUUGGGGAGCUGAGGGCGAAGAACGGGAAGUUUCAGAGAGAGCUGGCCGCGCUGAGGGAGGAGAACCAGGCACUGAAGGAGAAGCUGCUUUGCGUAGAGGCCUCUCCUCUCUCUAGUACCAACUCAAGCACCCCCUCCAAGCCUCUGGUUAAUGGCCUGCCCUCAGACUCCAACUCCUUAAGUCCGCAACAGGACAGUCUGUCCUGUACUGCCAGUCCUCUCAAAACGUCCGUCUCUUCCUUUUCUGACAUCACCAAGGACUCACCAUCACCCGACUCAUCCGAGUUUGAGAAGAUCCCGUCUUGUUCAGAAUCAGUGAGCAGUGGUGACAGUGGGGAAGUCGAUAUAGUCGAGUCAUUAACCAAUGCCGGAGGGCAGGACGUGUCAGUGCAAAGCCUGAGAGAACAGAUUCACAAGAUGGAGGAAAGCCACCACAGCACGGCUGAGGAGCUGCAGGCAACUCUGCAGGAGCUGGCAGACCAGCAGCAGGUGGUGCAGGAGCUGACCGCUGAGAACGAGCGUCUGGCCGAGGAGAAGCGCCUCCUGCAGACCUCACUUCAACAGCAGAGAGAGCGCCUGGAGAUGCUGGCCCAGAAGAACGAGACGCUCGCUGGUCGACUCAAGGAGCAAGCCCAAGCUCAGGCCCAGAGGGAGGAGGAGCUGGGUAGCCAAGGGCCUCGGCUGGCCGAGCUGGAGCAGAGGUAUGCCCAGCUGGUUGAGAGCUCGCGCUUCGAACGGGAGAAGCUGGUGGACAUCCAGCGGCAGCUGACAGGCAGCCUUCGGGCUCUGGAGGAGGAGAACCAGGAGGACCAGAGCCAGGUGUGCUGCCUCAGAGAGGAGAUGGGGAGGCUGCAGGCCCAGCUGGACAGAGAGCUCGACGCCGGAGUUCAGGCAGCACAGGCCACAGAGGAGCAGAGAGCGGCAGCAGACGGUCUGCGACUGGACAACAGUCGGCUUAAAGCGCAGGUGGACAUUGAGAGGCAAAAGGUUGGUGAGUUGAAGGCCAUGCAGAGUGCCGGUGACGGCACUGAGGCGCAGAACUUGCUGAAAACAGCCCACGCUGAGAGAGACAGGCUGGAGGUGGAGCUGGCGGAGCUGAGGCAGGAGCUGCUGCAGGCCCAGGCCCAGACUGAGCAUGUGCGAUCCACAAUGACCAAGGUGGAGGCCAAAUGCCAGCAGGUUCAGGAGCGGGCUGAGAUGAGGGAGCAGGAUCUCAGUAGCCGGGUGACUUCGCUGGAGGAUGCCGGGAUCCAUACCGAGAGCCAGGUGAAGGAACUGAAGGAGACCAUCUUUGAGCUGGAGGACCAGGUGGAGCAGCAGAGGGCAGUCAACUGCCACACCAACCAAGCCGUGCUGGAUAUGGAGAAUCUUGUUAAAAAGCUGGAGGAGCAGAAAGCUGAAGCAGACCGACAACUGAAACUUUUGAGUAGACGGAUUAAAGACGAAAAAGAAGAGUGGCGUCGGUUCCAGGCGGACCUUCAGACGGCAGUGGUGGUGGCAAAUGACAUCAAGGUGGAGGCUCAGCAGGAGCUGCGGACACUCAGGAGGCAGCUGCAGGAGGAACAGGAUCGCAGCGCAAAGCUCUCGACAGACCUCGAAGCCCUGCAGGGUGUCAGGUCCCACGGUGACGAGGUGAGGGGGUCCGACUCCGACAUCAACCGUCACUGGUCCGGCAUCUCCAUGAUCCCGACCACACCCUCCGACGCAGGUGGAGAUGCCGACUCAGAGCCUGAAGCUACUGUCAAAACCCUCAUUAAGUCCUUUGAUACUGUUGGACAGAAUGGAGCAGGCCACACAGUUCAAAUGCAUUCCUCUCCAAGAACCCCGCUGAGUGGGAUCCCUGUACGCUCUGCACCUGCUGCUGCUGUCUCCCCCGUCCAGAGACACACGUACAUAAAGCCACUGUCAAAGACACUAGAAAAAAGAAUCAACCACGGAGAAUUCUCUCAUCAUCAUGAGAAGUUGUCGGGCUGCGGGGAAGACCUGAAACCUAACAGCCUGAUGAGGAAGAGCCCUUCUCUGGAGUCUGUCAUCAAGCCCCCCGCCUCCCUCAGCAAACGCACAGCAUCCUUUAGCUACAACCGAGGCAACAGCAAACUCAGUGUGGAAAGAAAGGACCCCUUGGCUGCACUGGCGCGGGAGUACGGAGGAUCGAAGAGAAACGCUCUACUCAAGUGGUGCCAGAAGAAAACAGAAGGCUAUCCGAAUAUUGACGUGACCAACUUCAGCAGCAGUUGGAGUGACGGCUUGGCUUUCUGCGCCCUCCUUCACACAUAUCUGCCUGCCCACAUCCCCUACCAUGAACUCAUCAGUCAAGAUAAGGACCGGAAUCUGACCCUGGCUUUCCAGGCCGCCGGGAGCAUCGGGAUCAAACCCUCUCUGAACCGUCGGCCACAGCCCAGAGAGGAGCCGAUGGUUCUCCCGUCAGGAGGUUGGGACAUCAUGGGAGUGACUGGACUGAAGUUCCUGUGUGACUGGGGGAGCUCGACAUGGAGUCAUGUGAAAGCCUGUCUGACUAAUCUCCAUCAGCCCAGUGGCCAAGUUCUUCUCUCACAGUGGCUGAAGCACAUUUUCUGAAACCCACAGCAUUUUAUACUGAGCGUUCAUUUGUCUGAGUGAACGCAUCGGUCUGACAGAAGACACUGGAAUGAUGUUUCUGUAUGUGACGUCUCAUUGAGACUCACUUAACCCUUGUGUUGCCUUCGGGUCAAUUUGACCCGAUUCAAUGUUUAACCCUCCUGUUACCUUUAUAUUUACUAACAUAUUUUACCCUUGAGGUCAAUAUGACCCCAGCUAUUAAAAUCUCCAGAAAAUUAUUAGAAUUAAUAUUGUUUUCCAAGUUUAAGUGUGAGGUACUUUAUGUUUGUUUGUUGACUCCCGAAAGAACACCGACAUUAAACAUUGAAUCGGGUCAAAUUGACCCGAAGGCGACAGGAGGGUUAAAUAUUGAAUCGGGUCAAAAUGACCCGAAGGCAACACAAGGGUUAAAGGAAGCCCAUUAAAAACAACGACCGCAACAAACACCAGUUUGUUUUCACAGGUUUCUCAUUGUCAAGGCUCAGCGAGUACUUUAUAUGGAAAAGGAAUGGAGAACACCAAAUAAAAUAAAAAAUGAAAGUACACAAGCAUGUGAAUAAGAAACCACUAUUAACUGAAAAACAAAUGUACAUCCCCUUCAACAUCUUGUUGGCCACCUGUCUUAUGUUUCCUUGAUGAGUUCCUCCAUCAACAGUGAAGAAUGCAGAAGUGUUGGUGGUCCCUGGGUCCGGUCUGUGAGCUGCUGCACGGUCUACGUUCUCUUGCUCAAAGCUGAUUGGACUAAAGGGGGUGCGGUGCGGUCGUAUUAAAAACCUUUUAACAUUCAUUUGUGUGGCAUUUGGGGGACUCUCUCCACAGGAGUGACUUCACGAUGACGCUGCUCACAUCAGAUGUUCACAGGGAAAAGAAACUCCGAUCAGAAGAUCGUCUCAGAUCUCUUGGAUUGUAACCCUCACACCUCUGUCUGUGCUCGACAGGACAUAGAGGAGCUGAUGAAGACGGACAGGCCGGACUGGCAGAGCGUCAUGCAGUACGUCUCUCACAUCUACAAGUACUUUGAGAC
Pseudoliparis swirei is the source of this 4642-nucleotide messenger RNA. It is a transcript of the gene specc1, whose product is annotated as sperm antigen with calponin homology and coiled-coil domains 1. The record is from RefSeq and is a predicted model, not a curated record. Gene Ontology annotation, molecular function: protein binding. The transcript is spliced from 14 exons. Gene Ontology annotation, biological process: actin cytoskeleton organization. Gene Ontology annotation, cellular component: microtubule organizing center; filamentous actin. Bases 343 to 3618 code for a protein of 1091 amino acids. NCBI's taxonomy places the organism in Eukaryota, Metazoa, Chordata, Actinopteri, Perciformes, Liparidae.